This is a messenger RNA of Drosophila sulfurigaster albostrigata, 15537 nucleotides long. RefSeq names its product low-density lipoprotein receptor-related protein 1 (gene LRP1). The coding region runs from base 734 to 14848 and encodes 4704 amino acids. NCBI's taxonomy places the organism in Eukaryota, Metazoa, Arthropoda, Insecta, Diptera, Drosophilidae. Gene Ontology annotation, molecular function: protein binding; calcium ion binding. The record is from RefSeq and is a predicted model, not a curated record. The transcript has 21 exons.
UGAUGAUUUCAGUAAAAUAUAUAAAGUAAACAAUAAGGUUUAUAUUUAUUUAACAUAUACUUUAUCAAAAUUUAGUAGUUGAACUAAAUUAAAUCUUACACGCAGAACUCGUGAUGUUGUGACGUCGUUUUCAUUCAUCAUUUACGCUCUCAGAAUGUGGUUGCGCGCAACGAUACCUUGUAAAUCUCAUGGACCAUUAACGUUGAGUUUUCUCUCAGUCUUCUUACGGUUUUCUUGGCGUAUGGUGCGAUUGCGGUGCGUGAAUUUGGUUCUAAACGCCGACGCUAAAUUCAUAAAUACAUACAUAUGUUUAAUAAUUAAAUAAAUGAAAUGUAAAAAAUAAAUAUUUGUAUGUAUAGGCAACGCUCUGUUUACAAUCUGUGGGAGCCUUGAGCCUGAUUGAAAGUUUGUCUAUGUGUUGGUGUUAAGUGUAUUUGUUUGUGUGAACGUGUGUGUGUUCGCUCAUAUUUUGUUAUUCGCGCGGCAAAAAGGAGAAAAACCAAAAACAAGCAAAAGUAAACAGAGAAUAACGCGACUGCCACAAUUUGCGGCACAAAAAUGUUAAGCAUAUAAACAAAACACAAGAAAAUUUUAAGCAAUAACUGCUUUCCGGGUGUGCGUUCGUGUGCGUGUGUGUGCUCGUUUUGUUUUUGUCUUAUUUUUACACAGCAAAGCAAGAGAACAGCAACAACAACACAACAACAGGAGCAGCAGGCAGCGCAGCAGCGGCAAAAUGCCGGCGACAGCGAAUUUGUGUCUGUUGUUGUUGCUGUGCUUCGUUGUAGUCGUUAGCAGUAAAUCGAAGGAGCUGCAGUCACAUGAGCUCAGUAGCAGCGGCGUCGGCAAGAGCUCCUCCACAACAGUGAGAGCAACAACAACAACAGCAACAACAGUGUCAGCUACACCAACAACCACAACGCUGAGGCCCUUGACUGAGAAAGGUCCCUGUCCAGCCUCGUAUUUCACAUGCAACGAUGGCUUCUGCAUACCAAUGCGCUGGAAAUGCGAUUCCAAGCCAGACUGCACGGAUGGCUCUGAUGAGGGCAGUGAAUGUGGCAAGUCACCCAAAUGCAACGAGGGGCAAUUUCAAUGUGGCCAAAGCUUAAAAUGCAUACCGAUGGCAUGGCUCUGCGAUGGGGAAUACGAUUGCGACAAGGGUGACGUAUCCGAUGAGACCAACUGUCACGAUGUCAUUGCGCCCAAGUGUCGAGCCUUUGAAGGCGAAUGCCACAAUGGCGCCUGCCUCGAGCUGUCAAAAUUCUGCGAUGGCCACUGGGAUUGUGAUAACGAUGAGCUGCAUUGUGAUAAGCAAAAUGCCGCUUGUGCUGCUCUCAACUGCAGCUACAAUUGCAAAUUGACGCCGCAGGGUGCUCGCUGCUAUUGUACGGCCGGACAAGUGCCGGAGUCCGUCAACUCAACACGUUGCAUGGACUACGAUGAGUGCACUGUGCCCGGCACAUGCGAUCAAUUGUGUCGCAAUACACCCGGCUCCUACGAGUGCAGUUGUGUCUCCGGCUAUACGAAGCAGGGCAAGCGUUGUCUGGCCAUAAACGUGCCCCCAUCGGAGCCUGCCUUACUGACUCUGCUGUCCGCUGGCGGCAUACGACGAAUCAGCACUCUACCGGGAAUCGGAGAGGUUCCAUUGACGUCCACACAGUCGUCACAAUUUGUGCUUGCCUUCGAGGUGUGGCAUCGGAAUCGCACACUCUGCACCCUCCAGAAGAUGUGGUCUGAGCUAACCAUGCAUUGCGAGCGCAUCGACGAACCCAAUGUCAAUUGGACACUGCCCGUCUCUGCCUUCAUUGCGCCCCAGCAAUUUUUCGUGGAGCUGCGCUUAGACUGGCUGUCGGGGAAUUGGUAUUUCCUGAAUGAGGACGAGGGCAUGGUAUAUCUGUGCACCAAUGCGGUAACCUUUUGCCGCCUCAUACUCCAUCAAGUGGAGCAUCCAUCGUCACUGGUCCUCGACCCCACCAAGGGAUAUCUCUUCUAUACGGAUUGGUCGCCAAGCCUGUCCCGUGCCCUGCUCGAUGGUAGCAAUCGGACAACACUCGUCAGCACACAGAUUUAUCAUCCUAGCAGCGUUACAUUGGACCUGGCCAGCGAGCAUGUCUAUUGGAUUGAUGUCUAUAAGGAUGUCAUUGAGCGGGUCAACUACGAUGGCCGACAACGGUGGGCAUUGAAAAAAUCCCCAAAUUCGCCAGUGCCAUUGAAGACCAUACAGGCAGUGGAGGUAUUCGAGAACACAAUUUAUUUGGCACCCUGGACGGACAGGACCAUCGUUGGACUGGACAAAUUUACGCUGAAGGCGCGCGUGCUGCUGGCGAAUGUGACGCGCGGCACAAAUUUUCGCAUUUUCCAUCGCCAGAAGCAGCCGGAGGUGGCGCAUCCGUGCCGGGAGAACAACGGCAAUUGCAACCAGAUUUGUGUGCCGCUUUGGACACGAGGAUUUGCGAGCGCCAAGUGCCUCUGCACGGCCGGCUAUAAAUUGCACAAUCAGACGACCUGUUUACUUUCCGCGCACGAUAAAUUCCUUGUGUACACCGACAAGCGUUUGGUUCGCAUCACGGGCGUACCGCUCGGCACCGAGCAGGUGCAGCAGCUGGAACAGCUUGGCGAGCAGCCCGACGUAAUGGUACCCAUUUACAACGUCUACGGCCCGAAGGCCAUCGAUGUAAAUGUGCGUGGCAAAUCCAUUCUGUACGUCAUACCCGACCACGAGGCAUCACCUCUCAGCUCCGACGAGCCCGUCUACACCAUCAAGAGCCAGUCCCUCAAUGGCAGCGUUUCGCGAACACUCUCAACUGGCUGGCGGCAGGUGCAUGCCAUUGCCUACGAUUGGAUUAACGAGCACUUGUACUGGACGGGUUAUCGGAAGCUUUCCGUUGCUCCGCUGCGUAAUAUGAGCAAAGUCCUUACCUUCACGCUGGAUUGCGAUGCCAUGUCACUCAAGGUAGAUCCCACUACUGGUCUGCUCUACUGGUCACAAUGGGCAUUUCAAUCCUGCGAAGCGGGCAUCUACAGUGCCUGGAUGGAUGGCACACACAAAGAGCUGCUGGCAAAGGCAUCUGAGGAGAUGCCGAUGCUCUGGCCGCGUUCGCUGGAUGUGGACCGACGCACCAAGCGCGUCUAUUGGUGUGAUUUUAAGCUGGGCACCAUUGAGCGCAUGAAACUGGAUGGCACUGGGCGGGAAAUCCUCUUCAAAUCGCAUCAAUUCCAUCCAUAUGCCAUGGUGCACAACAAUGGCAUAGUCUACUGGGUGGAUAACAUAAAUUCAACGAUUUGGCGAUUCCAUGUGCAUCAUACGAAUCUGACGAAUACCUUCAGCUCGACAGUGCAUCUGCAGCCCAAUGGCAAUGCAGUCGAUUUGCGUAUCUUUGAUGUGGCCACACAACCUCUGCCGCAAACUCCCAGCGAGUGUGCCCUGUCCAAGUGCCCGGGCAUGUGUCUCAACUCACCCAAAGGCGCCAUUUGCCGCUGUCCAGAUCGCUAUACCCUCAACGGCACCGGCACCCAUUGCAUACCACAACUGACGCCUUCAACGGCCACGUCAUCAACGGCUCGUUCGAACUGCACCUCAGGUCAUGAGUGUCGCAGCACACGUCAGUGUAUUGAUGGCAAGGAUCUGUGUGAUGGCUUCGAUGACUGUGAGGAUGGCAGCGACGAGAGCAGCGAUGCCUUGGGUCCCUGCAAUCCACGCACCUGUGAUAAGAAACUGCACUUUGUGUGCAACGAACGCUGCUAUCAGCGUGCUCUGCUCUGCAGCUCCAUUAGCUACUGCCGGGAUGGAUCCGAUCAGCUCAACUGUGAGCACAACACGUGCAAUAGCAAUGAAUUUACCUGCGAGAAGAGUGGACGCUGCAUUCAACUCACUUGGGUCAAUGAUGGCGUCGUCGAUUGUGGACCCGACGAUGUCUCCGAUGAAUCAUCCGAUCUAGACUUCGACAAGUGCCCCGAGUUUGAUUGUGGCAACGGACGUUGUCGGCAAUUUGCCGAUACUUGUGAUGGACUCGACAAUUGCGGGAACAAUGCAGAUGAGUUUGCCUGCGAACAUGAAUGCGGAGCUGGAGAGCGUUAUUGUCGACCAAUUGGUUGCUACGGUGAUCUGCACAUGUGCGAUGGCAUCAAUGAUUGCGAGGAUGCCGCCGACGAGGCCAACUGCAAUCAAACGAAGAGCGAUAAUCAUCCCGUCACUGGCUGGAAGGAGCUAAAUGAAUGUGCUAGCCUAGAGUUCGCAUGCUCGGAUCCCUUUGAGUGCAUUCCCGAGUAUCUGCGGUGCGAUGGCAUCAAUCACUGCUUUGACAAGUCGGAUGAGGUCAACUGCACGCAGUUGCAUGCCACCAAGUUCGAUCUCAACGAGACUGUCUUCUGUGAGCAUCCGGAUCGUCUGUGUGGCUUUAGCAACAAAUGCAUUACGGUCAAUCAACUCUGCGACGGCCACAACGAUUGUGAGGACACCACGGACGAGGGUUUCCUGUGUGCCGACAAGCUAUGCGAACAGAAUCACGACUGCUCGCAUUAUUGUCACAAUACGCCCGAGGGUUAUAUUUGCUCGUGUCCUGCUCAUAUGUUUCUGAAACCGAAUGGCAAGCGUUGCAGCAUGUUGCAUGCCUGUGACCACUGGGAUACGUGCUCUCAGAUCUGUGAAACCAAUGGUAAAUCUUAUGGCUGCCAAUGCCUCGAGGGCUUCGACCUGGCCUACGAUAAGUUCACGUGUAAGAGCACAGCACCCGAUGAGCCUUAUAUUAUAUUCACGAAUCGACAGGAGAUUCGUGGCAUGAAUCUAAAGACUUUGAGUGCCAGCAGCUUUUACAGUUCGUUGCGUAACCUGAUUGCCUUGGACUUUUUGUACAACAACGAGUCGAGCGUGGAGAUUUACUGGACGGACGUGAUUGAUGAUAAAAUCUAUCGCGGUCAAUUGGUGGGCGAAAGUUUGCGCAAUGUGGAGGCCGUUAUACACUCGGGUUUAUCGACAACAGAGGGUUUGGCAGUGGACUGGAUUGGCAAGAAUCUGUAUUGGAUUGACUCGAAUCUGGAUCAAAUCGAGGUGGCCAAGCUAAAUGGUAGCUUUAGGCGCACCCUAAUUGCCGGCAACAUGGAGAGUCCUCGGGCCAUUGCCUUGGAUCCACGCGAGGGUUUGCUCUUCUGGACAGAUUGGGAUGACAAUUCGCCGCGCAUCGAACGCUGCAGCAUGGCCGGCGAGGGCAGACGCUUCAUUUCCACCAAUUGGCAGCUAAGUGCUGGCUGGCCCAAUGGCCUCACUUUGGACUACACACAAAAGCGUGUCUAUUGGGUGGACGCCAAAUCGGACUCGAUAAGCAGCACCAAAUACGAUGGCUCCGAGCAUCAUGUGGUGCUACGCAAUAAAGACAUACUCUCACAUCCCUUUGCCAUUUCCGUCUUUGAGAACUACGUUUACUGGACGGACUGGCGAACUACAUCUGUGAUACGUGCAAACAAAUGGAAUGGCAGCGAUGUUCAGGUGAUGCAACGCACUACGACUCAACCGUUUGGCAUUCAGGUGCUGCACUCGAGUCGCCAGCCCUGGAAUAGCAAUCCCUGUGGCGAUAACAACGGCGGUUGCUCCCAUCUCUGUCUUCUGAGCGGUCGAGGAACUUUCAAGUGUGAGUGUCCCCAUGUGAUGCGCUUGGAUCCCGCCGAUGAACGCAACUGUGUGCCCAACGAGCAGGUGCUGCUCUUUGUCAUUGGAGAUGAGAUACGCGGCAUUGACCUGCAGCAGCCCAAUCAUCAUACCAUUCCCACCAUCAGGCAAUCUCCUAAGCAUGUGGAACCGCAACGCAUAGAUUUCCUGGUGGAGGACAGUCACAUCUAUUGGUCGGACAUACAACAGAAUGAGAUUUGCCGCGCUGGCAUAUCGAGUGGCCUCAUUGAGCCCAUCAUCAAUACGAACAUUGAGAAGCCCUAUGGGUUUGCCAUCGAUUGGAUAGCCAAGCACAUGUACUUCUCCUCGGGCCAAACAGUUUGCACAAUUCUGGUGAGCAACCUGCAGGGUGAAUAUACAACGCCCAUUCAUGAGAACCUCAAUAAGGUGGACAGCAUUGCUCUGGAUCCGGCAAAUGGCAAAAUGUAUUGGAUACAUUCGUCGCAGGAAAACAAAUUGUGGCAACUCGAACAAUCGAAUCUCGAUGGCUCCGCACGCCAAGUCAUCCAUGAGCAGAACAACACAAUACAGAGUCUGACCAUGGAUUUUGAAUCACAGCGCGUGUAUUAUGCGUACGAUAAUUCGGGUAUUGCAUACUACGAUAUACCCAAAAAUGAGACGCAUCUGGUGCUGGUGUCCAGCGUGAUUACAGCGAUCAGUUCGCUCACCGUCUACAAUGGCACACUCUAUUUUCCCGAGAACAUCCAGAGCGCCAUCAUGCACUGCGAGAAGGAGGCGUGCCAAAAUUUGUCCUAUCUUCGAGUCAAUACAAAGAGCGUUCAGAGCAUAAAAAUGUUCUACGCCGAGGCCCAAACUGGCACCAACACCUGUGCUGGACCAUUGCGCGGUGGCUGCGAACAGCUUUGCCUGGCCACAUCGGCCACAGAUCAUGUGUGUCGCUGUGCACUGGGUUACGAUGUGGAGCCGAAUAAUCCCACACGUUGCAUUGCACGCGCCGAGUUCAUAUUCUAUUCCAUCGAUGUGCUGCAGGGCGUAGAGAUGAUUGAUCCCACAGAGCAGUUUGAGCCACCCAAGCAGGCUCUUUUGCCCAUACCACGCGUCAGCUUGGCCAACUAUAUUGAGUACCAUGCGGACACGGAUAUGCUGUAUUGGGGCGACAAUGAUCUGGGCACAAUUACGCGAGUGCGACGCGAUGGCACGCAGCGAAAGACCAUAUUGGAAGCCAUCAAUUUGGCUGGCUACAAACAACACGAUUGGCUCGGUGGCAUUGCCAUCGAUUGGAUCGCUGGCAACAUCUACUGGAGCGAUGCCAAGCGUAAUGUGAUUGAGGUGGCUCGCCUCGAUGGUAGCCAUCGCUAUGUGGUCGUCUCGCAUGUGGAGAAACCCAGUGUGCUGGCUGUGGAUCCGUUGCAGGGACUGCUCUUCUAUGCCAGCCAAAAUCAUAUAGGACGCACCGGCCUCGAUGGCAGCCAACCAUUUGUGCUGGUCAAUCAAACGCAUCCCAGCUGGGCUGUGAACAGUCUGAUUGUGGACAUGGAUGCCACCAAGGUGUACUGGUGCGAAAGGUAUCCAGAUGCCAUCAUGAAGGUGGACUACGAUGGCAAUCUGCGUGAGAUGCUCUUGAAUGAUACGCAAAGCAAACCUGUUGCUCUGGCCAUGCUUGGAGAUUACAUCUACUGGGCGGAGAACAAAUACAAUGAGGGUUCCAUAAAGGUGGCACCGCUCACCAAUCUAUCCAACUCACGGCUCAUACUCAAGACCAAAGAGGAUGCCAUCAAUGAUCUCAAGAUCUACUCAAAGCGUGUGCAACAUGGCACCAAUCCUUGUGCCCAAAGCAAUGGUGGCUGCGAGCAGUUGUGCCUCUUCAACGGCACCAGCGCCAUUUGUGCCUGUUCCCACAGUCGCCUGGCAGCGGAUGGCGUCAGUUGUGAGCCCUACGACAACUUUCUGCUCUUCAGCUAUCGCAGCAACAUCGAGAGCAUCCACAUGACGGAGCACGCAAACAAGAACUGGCCGGUGCAGAUCAUAACGAAUGCCACCUUGAUGCGCAACGUGAUUGCCAUCAGCUACAACUACGAGGAGCAGUUAGUUUACUACUCGGAUGUGCUACAGAGCACCAUCAAUCAAGUGCACUUCAAUGGCACCGGCCAGCGAGUGCUGGUCACGCAGCAGAAACGUGUCGAGGGCUUAGCCUACGACAUGGUCAACGAGCAGCUCUUCUGGACAUCCAACAACGAUGCAGCCAUACGCAGCUUGGAGCUGGUGCAUCUUACGCCGUCGGCUGAAAAGAAUUUAGAGCAUGUGAACAAUGUGCUCAGUCUGCACAGCAAGGACAAACCACGAGGCAUUGCAGUUGAACCCUGCUUGGGCAUGAUCUAUUGGACCAACUGGAACGAACAAUCGCCGAGUAUACAACGUGCGUAUCUGACGGGCUAUGGCGUGGAGCGCAUUAUACACACGGAUAUCAAGAUGCCGAAUGCGCUGACGCUCGAUUUGGAGCAGCAGCAGCUUUAUUGGGCCGACGCGCGGCUGGACAAGAUCGAGCAUGCGAACUACGAUGGCACCAAUCGUGUUGUGUUGGCGCACACAACGCCCAAGCAUGCCUUUGCCAUGGCCGUGUACGGGGAUCUGUUGUUCUGGACCGAUUGGGUGUUGCAUGCGGUUGUGCGUGCCAAUAAGUACACCGGCCAGGAUGUGCUCUUCCUGCGCGAACAAGUUCCCCAGCCUAUGGGCAUCAUUGCGGUGCAGAACAGCAGCAUUAACUGCGAUGCGAAUCAGUGCAAGAUACUCAACGGCCUCUGUGAGGAUGUCUGCAUUCUGAACAAGGACGGACUGGCCAAAUGCCACUGCACUCAAGGCGUGCUUGCACCCGAUGGACGUCGGUGCAUUGCCGCCGCGCACACGAAUUGCGGCAAGUCGCAGUACAAUUGUCAUUCGGGCGAGUGCAUUCCACUGGAGCUGACCUGCGACAAUGUAACGCACUGUCUGGAUGGCAGCGAUGAGCUGCGCAACUAUUGUGUGAUCCGCCAGUGUCCGGAUAGUCACUUCAUGUGCCAGAAUCAUCGUUGCAUUGCACUCGAUCAGACCUGCGAUGGCAUUCAACAGUGCGGCGAUGGCAGCGAUGAGUCUCCCCUGCGCUGCAAGUGCCAGGCCGAUCAGUUCCGUUGCGGCAGCGGAGAGUGCAUCUCGCGGCACUUUAUGUGCGACAACAUGCGCGAUUGUCGCGACUUCAGCGAUGAGAAGCACUGCACCCAACGGACUUGUGAGCAGGGCGACACUUUGUUCGAACACUGCGCGAAUAGCACCAUUUGCAUCAUGCCCAGCUGGCGCUGCGAUGGCGAAAAGGAUUGUCCCGACGGCACCGAUGAGGUAGGAUGUCAAAUCGCGAAUCGAACCUGCGCCGUGGGUCAGUUCCGUUGUGCGAAUGGACGCUGCAUUGCGAGUGCCUGGCGCUGUGAUGGUGAGAAUGAUUGCAUGGACGAGGUUGGCGAGAUGGGCAGCGAUGAGUUGAACUGUCGCCUCAGCUGUCAGGUUAAUCAGUUUGCCUGUGAUCACAGCUGCAUACCCAGCAGCUGGCAGUGCGAUGGCAAAAGCGAUUGCGCAGAUGGCAGCGAUGAGGGUCCGCAGUGCCCCAGUCGUCCUUGUCGGGCGCAUUUGUUCCAGUGCAAGAGCUCGGGUCGUUGCAUACCCCAGAAGUGGGUGUGCGAUGGCGAGCCCGAUUGCCCUAGCAGUGGGGAUCAAGGCGGCGAGGAUGAGGGUUCCCAGUGUGGCGGUGUUACGCACAUUCCCGACUGCCAGCCACCCGCUUUUCUAUGCUCCAGUGGCCUUUGCAUCGAUUCGCAUUACGUGUGCGAUGGCGACGAGGAUUGUCCGGGUGGUGACGAUGAGUACGAAGGCUGUGAGCCCGCCUAUCCGCCGCACGCCUGUCCUGGGGGCGCACAGAUGCACGAGUGCCACGACGGCAGCUGCGUCUUCAAGAAUCAGACGUGCAACGGCAAACCGGACUGCGCUGAUGGCUCCGAUGAGUUGGACUCGCUCUGCGCCCACACCCGCACCUGCAAUGGCACCAACGAUUUCCGCUGCAAGAAUGGCGCAUGCAUCAGUGCGGAUCUGUUGUGUGACAGGCGCAACGACUGCGCCGACUACUCAGAUGAGGCGCUGUGCAAUAUGAAUGAGUGCUUAAUACCGGAUAUCUGUGAGCACGAAUGCAUCGACAAGGUGGUGGGCUAUGAGUGCCGUUGUCUGCCCGGCUUUAGACUGUUGCCGGGCAGCACGCAUCUCUGCACGGACAUCGACGAGUGCGACGAGCAGCAGCCGUGCUCGCAGACCUGUAUCAAUACCCAUGGAUCGUACAAGUGUCUGUGCGCCAAGGGCUACGAGCUGCGGGAUCAUCAUACAUGCAAAUCAACGAGCAAUGUGACCAUGAAACUGAUAUUUUCCAAUCGCUAUUACAUACGGCAGGUGAAUCACACGGGCAACGGUUCCAUAUUGAUACACUCGCUGUCCAAUGCUGUCGCUUUGGACUUUGAUUGGGAUAGUCAAUGUCUGUAUUGGUCGGAUGUGACCAGCACUGUGGGCACCAUCAAGCGACACUGUCUGGUAGAGAACAAGACACAAACGCUGCAUCAGGCAAUGCUCAAGAAUCCCGAUGGCCUGGCUGUCGAUUGGGUGGCCAAGAAUCUGUACUGGUGCGAUAAGGGAUUGGAUACCAUUGAGGUCUCGCAGCUGGAUGGCAGGUACAGGCGUGUGCUGAUCAACGAGCAGCUGCGCGAGCCUCGUGGCAUUGCCUUGGAUCCGUAUCAUCGUAAUAUUUACUGGUCCGACUGGGGUGACAAUCCGCACAUUGGCAAGGCGGGCAUGGAUGGCUCACAGCCCCGGAUGAUCAUACGCGAGAAUCUGGGCUGGCCAAAUGCGCUGACCAUCAGCUUUGAGACGCAGCAGCUGUUCUGGGGCGAUGCUCGCGAAGAUACGAUAUCUGUAAGCGAUCUCGAUGGCAACCACACACGUUUGCUGCUGUCGCGCAGCAUCAAUCCGCAGAUCAAUCUGCAUCACAUCUUUGCCAUUGCCGUGUGGGAGGAUCGCAUCUACUGGUCCGACUGGGAGACCAAAUCUAUUGAGUACUGCAGUCGCUUCGAUAGUCGCAACUGCUCUACCCUGAUCACCACCAUACAUCGACCCAUGGACUUGCGUGUCUAUCAUCCGUAUCGUCAGCAGCAGCCCAUCAGCGGUAAUCCUUGCCUGAAGGCCAACUGCUCAACCCUGUGCCUCCUCUCUCCCGAGGAGCCCUACUACAAGUGUGCCUGUCCCAACAACUUUGUGCUCGCCGACGAUGGACGCACGUGUCGGGCCAACUGCACGGCGGCGCACUUCGAGUGCAUCAACACCUACAAGUGCAUUCCCUUCUAUUGGCGAUGCGACACGCAGGACGAUUGUGGAGAUGGCAGCGAUGAACCGGACUCCUGUCCGCCCUUCCACUGUGAACCGGGACAGUAUCAGUGUGGCAACAAGAAGUGCAUUCAUCCCUCAGCCAUCUGUGAUGGCGCCAAUCAGUGUGGUGACAACACCGAUGAGCUCAACUGCGAUAAGUUCACCUGCUUUGAGAAUCAUCUGAAGUGCGAGGCAACGGCAAACAGCUCGGCCUUCUGUGUGGAUAGUGUGAAGCGUUGCGAUGGCGUUCAGGAUUGUCCCGGUGGCGAGGAUGAGGCUGGCUGCACUCCGCUCGUCUGCAAGAAGGAUCAGUUCCAGUGCAGCAACAAUCGCUGCAUGCCUUACGUUUGGGUCUGCGAUGGUGACAUCGAUUGUGCCGACAAAUCCGACGAGGCCAAUUGCGAUCAUGUUUCCUGCGGACCCAAUGACUUCCAAUGCAAUUCAGGUCGCUGCAUACCUUUGGCUUGGCGCUGUGACGAUGAGGAGGAUUGUCCCAAUGGGGAGGACGAACCGCCCAGCUGCCACACCUCCAAGGCCACCUGUGAUCCCACCUACUUCAAGUGCAACAACUCCAAGUGCAUUCCCGGCCGUUGGCGCUGCGAUUACGAAAACGAUUGUGGCGAUGGCAGCGAUGAGCUCAACUGCCAAAUGCGCAACUGUUCCGAGAGCGAGUUCCGCUGUGGCACUGGCAAGUGCAUCAAGCAUGACUUCCGCUGCGAUGGUGAAAUCCAUUGCGACGACAGCAGCGACGAGAUCAACUGCAACAUCACCUGCAAGCCCAAUCAAUUCAAAUGCGCCGCCUUUAACACCUGCAUUAACAAGCAAUAUCAAUGCGAUGGCGAUGACGACUGUCCCGAUGGCUCCGAUGAGGUCAACUGCACAUGUCCGCCGGAUCACUUUAGCUGCGGCAAUGGCAAGUGUAUAAUGUCCCGCUGGAAAUGCGAUGGCUGGGACGAUUGUCUGGAUGGCAGUGAUGAGAGCUUUGCAACCUGUGCCCACGUUCAUUGUCAUUACAAUGCCUUCAAGUGCGCCAAUCUCUUGUGCAUACGCAAGUCAGCGCUCUGUGAUGGAGUCAAUGAUUGUGGCAACAAUGAGGACGAAUCGGAUCAGGUGUGCGCUGCGUUGCCCAAGUGCCGACAUGAUCAGUUCCAAUGUGAGAACAAUGACUGUAUCUCGAAGAACUUCCGCUGCGAUGGGCAGUACAAUUGUGUCGAUGGCUCCGAUGAGACGAAUUGCCAGCCACCGGUUUGUGGCUUUGGCACUUGUUCGCAGAUUUGCAUUGAGAAGAAGGCGGGUCACUAUAAUUGCAAGUGCACGGCUGGCUAUCACAAGGGCAUACCGAAGAAUGCGACUUGCUUGGCCUCGGGACCCGAUCAAAUACUGCUGCUGGCCUCGGAGCAAGAGUUCCGUUUCAUACUGCCCGCCAAGCAGGAGGGCACAACUGUGGUGGGUUUCUUCCAAACGGAUAGCUUAAAGAUCGAUGUGUUCGACAUACUCAUCCGGCCGAAGGAUACGCUGCUCUUCUGGAUUGACUCGCAUCACGGCAAGGUGCACACCAUGAAGAUUGCCACGCCCCACGUCGAAGGUGUGGGCGUAAGAGUGCGUCGCGAUCUCAAGGAACUAACUGCCUUUAAUAUUCCCGAUCUGGAUGAUCCCAAGUCUCUGGCUGUGGAUUGGAUCACACAAAUGGUGUACAUCAUUGAUUCGCGUCACAACGAGAUUAUUGCCACCGACAUUGAGGGCAAGAAAUACAUUUCACUCGUCUCCACGGGCAUGAAUCCCACGGACAUUGUGCUGGAGCCGGAAUCGCGUGUGAUGAUUUGGUCCACGCUGGAGAAUGGUAUAUUGGUGGCUUCGCUGGAUGGCAGCAACAAGAAGAGCCUUGUGGAACGUGAUGUUGGCUGGCCAAUUAGUCUUUCGAUUGACUAUCCCACGGGUCGCUUGUAUUGGGCCGAUUACCGCAAGGGCACAAUUGAAACGUGCCGUCUCAAUGGCAAAGAUCGCAAUGUUGUGCGUCGCUUUGGCACUCGCGAGAAACCACAGAAGAUUGACGUCUUUGAGGAUUAUCUGUACAUCAAGCUGUACGAUCAGAGCAUCAUCAAGAUGAACAAGUUUGGUAAUGACAACGGCACCUAUUUGCUUAAGGGAUAUCGCUCCUCGGACAUUGGCAUACUGCAUCCCAUGAAACAGAAUCGCAACAUCAGCAAUCCUUGUGCCAAGGAACCUUGCAAGGGAUCCCCAGCGCUCUGCAUACUCUCGACGGAAUCUGCCACUGGCUACACCUGCAAGUGUCCCAACGAGUAUGUGAUGACCGACGAAGGUAUUUGCAAGUCACACGCCGAGAUACCCAACUACUGUCCACUCAUGUGCAACCUGGGUACUUGUCAGCUGGUGAAUCAUGUGCCCAAAUGCAUUUGUCAACCCCAGUUUGAGGGCGAACUUUGCGAACAUUAUCGCUGCUCUGGAUACUGCAUGAACUAUGGCCACUGCACGGUGGCGCCACAGCUGCCAGGAUUGCAGGAGCCACCGCCGCUGAAGUGCACUUGUCCGCCCAACUGGUCGGGACCGCGUUGCGAGACUUCUGUAUCGGAUUGUCAGAGUCGUUGUCACAACGGCGGCUCGUGUCUUGUGUCCGAGACGGAAGGCAUGAAGUGCAGCUGUCCAGAGAUGUAUGUGGGCGAGCAAUGCGAGCACUGUCUGAACAUGACCUGCGAGAAUGGAGGCAUCUGCCGGGAGACAUUGACCGGUGCACCACAAUGCGAAUGUCCCGAUGGCUUUACGGGCAAACGUUGCGAGUUCAAUGAGUGUGCUGACUUCUGCAAGAACGGCGGCACCUGUAGCAUUGGUGGCAAAGGACAGAGGCAAUGUAAAUGUCCCAGUGGCUACUACGGUGAACAUUGCGAAGCGAACUCGUGUCGGGACUUUUGCCAGAAUGGCGGAACCUGCAUGGAUCGUGGCCACCGCUUGACCUGCACUUGCCCCACUCGCUACAUUGGCGAUCGUUGCGAAUCGGAUCUGUGUCAGACUUCGAUGCCGCCGCGAUUCUGCGAUAUGUCACAGCUGCCACCGCGUGAUCCCUGCACUGGCAUCAUUUGCCAGAACUCUGGCACCUGUCAUGUGAUCAAGGGCGUUGCCAUAUGCAAUUGCACGGAUCAGUGGAAUGGCGAGUUUUGCCACAAGCCUGUGGGCGAUGACAAUCCCUGCGUGAAUCACUGCGCCAAUGGCGGACUCUGCCACCUAAACGAGUAUGUGAUGCCGCGCUGCACUUGCAUUGGCGAGUGGCAAGGCGAGUACUGUGAUAAGCCGCCGCAUUGUGUCGGCGAGUGCAGCGUUUGUCGUCCGGGCAGCUCCAUCAACGAAUGCUUGUGCGACAACAAGCGUGUGGUGCCCUGUUUGGGUGAGAGUGCAGAUGCGCUGAGUGGCGAACAGGAGUCGGGCAGUCUGCUCUCUGUGCUUGCGGUUAUACUGGCAAUCACCACAAUUCUCCUUGCCCUGUUUGGCGGCGCUGUUUACUUACUCAAAAAACAUCGCAUUGCGCAACCAUUCUCGCAUGCUCGACUCACGGACAACGUGGAGAUCAUGCUCACCAAUCCCAUGUAUCGUGGUGACGCCGACGAAGCGCCGCCAUUCGCACACGAAGAUGAUAAGGGCAACUUCGCCAAUCCCGUGUACGAAUCGAUGUACGCCGAUGCCAUAGCAGAGCCGGCCAGCGUGGAGAUAGCGCUGAGCACAGCUCCCGAUGAACGCAAGGGUCUGCUGCAACAUACGCACGACGAGACGCAUACACCGGACAUACUCUGAUGAUUGGGUCGUGUUAGCCAAUCGGAUCGUGAGCUGUGCUAAGCGCAGCUCAUAUCGACACACACAUACUCCAAAAUUGAUAUCCAAAAUCGAAAACGUAAUCCAAAUCCAAAACUGACUUCAACACGAACAAUGGACUGAUAGCGUAGCCAUAUUACGAAUUUUGUAAACGUUUUGUAUACAUUUUGUUCCCUUUACUUUUCUUGUUGUUGUAGAUGGGGUUAGGGGCAGGGUAAAGGGAGGGAGUGGGAAAUGGAAGGGGAGAGAAGGGGAGAUCAAGAGGGGGGCCGUCCAUCCAAAGAGCGCUUAGUCUUAUUUGCAACUCAGGCAGCUCCUUGUGCUCCAAGUGUUAUGUCCUUAAUAUUGAUGUCCUUAUACUCAUACACUCCUAAUCCUUCUUGUCAUUUCUGCUUAAGCGCCCUUUAUGUAAUUGUCGCAAAGUUUACAAAAAUUUGCCUUCCUCUUUAUAUAAUGAUUUUAAUUUUAUACAAAACAUUUUUGUGCAUUUGUAAAUUUGUGUAGUUCGUAGACUUAGUUGAAGUUCACGUACAGCUAAUGGAAAAUUUUGUAAAUAUUUUAUAAAUUUAACGCCCAGUGCGGCAGCCUAGUUAACAUUUAAAAAAAAACCAAGCACUAAAAACCCUUUGCCAAUUAGUGAAAAAUCUUAAACUAAAAACACAAAGCAAAAA